This is a messenger RNA of Lathyrus oleraceus (garden pea), 582 nucleotides long. RefSeq lists its product as uncharacterized. The record is from RefSeq and is a predicted model, not a curated record. The transcript has a single exon. The coding region runs from base 1 to 582 and encodes 193 amino acids. Lineage: Eukaryota; Viridiplantae; Streptophyta; Magnoliopsida; Fabales; Fabaceae.
AUGACCUUUUUUAUGAACAUCUGUUCUGCUUCUAUUGAGAUCCCGAAUGAGUAUAAUUUUAAUAAAUGGAAGAAAUACUUAAAGUUUUCAUUAGGGAUUGGUGACCUUGACAUAGCAUUGCGUGAAACUAAACCUAUGAUCAAUGAUCAGAGUACACCGGAAGAGAAAGAAAAAUUAGCUAAGUGGGAGAGGAGUGAUCAACUUAGCUUGUAUGCUAUGAAGAGGACCAUUUCUAAACAUCUGAUAAGUGGAUUUCCUGAGAAAGAGAAUGGUAAAGAAUAUCUUACUGUUAUUGGAGAGAGGUUUAAGGUAUCUGAUAAUGCUGAAUCUGGAUGUUUAAUGAAACGACUCACAUACAUGAAAUAUGAUAACAACGGGGGUGUCAGAGAAUUCAUUCUUAAGAUGGUUCAUGCUCAAACCAAACUGAAAUCCCAUGACAUUGACUUGAAUGAGAGUUUCAUCGUGUCUCAUGCCUUAAACUUCCUACCUGCUGAGUUCACUCAAAUAAAAAAUGUCUAUAAUACCUUUGGUGAUAAAUGGACUAUCAAUAACCUCAUUACCAAGUGUGUAGCUGAAGAAUAG